AGAGGUGAAGCGUGCAACAUUGAACUUGUGCGUGUGUGUCGCUUCUCCGUGCCACGAUUCGUCGUUUCUUGUCCAUCUUGUGAAGGCAGCAGAAGCAGUCCCCGGCGCUGUCCCGAAGGCCUCUGAUCGCAUUCAAUGUGUCUUUCUCCCGGUGUCGUGUCUGGCGGCACGCCGUCGAGGCUCUAAGCGCUCCUCCGCCUGCAGACUGAGCGCUGUAAGGUCUCGCGAGAGCUCCGGCGUUCGCUGUGGUUGGCUGAGGCUUUGCAGCAGACAGAGGGAGAAGGCAGGCAGGCAGCAUCAUGGCGGACAGAGAUAGUGGAAGUGAGCAGGGAGGAGCAGCCACGGGCCCAGGCUUCGGCUCCAUGCAUCUAGCGACAGGAGGGGCGGGCUCGGCUUCCGGCCUCCAGCAUGAGACACAAGAGCUGGCGUCGAAGCGGGUUGACAUCCAAAACAAACGCUUCUAUUUAGACGUGAAGCAGAACGCGAAAGGCCGCUUCUUAAAGAUAGCAGAAGUCGGGGCCGGUGGAAACAAGAGCCGCCUCACUCUCUCCAUGUCCGUGGCGGUCGAGUUCCGUGACUACUUGGGAGACUUCAUCGAACAUUAUGCCCAGCUGGGUCCGAGUAACCCUGGACUGGUACAAGACGAGCCCAGGCGAGCACUCAAAAGCGAGUUCUUGGUCCGAGAAAAUCGGAAAUACUAUAUGGAUCUGAAAGAGAACCAGAGAGGACGGUUUCUGAGGAUUCGACAGACCGUUAACCGGGGGCCCGGUUUGGGAUCCACGCAAGGCCAGACGAUUGCUUUGCCUGCCCAGGGACUUAUUGAGUUUCGUGACGCUCUGGCUAAACUUAUUGACGAUUACGGUGUAGAGGACGAACCUGCAGAGUUGCCCGAAGGGUCAUCAUUGACUGUGGACAACAAACGCUUUUUCUUCGACGUCGGAUCCAAUAAGUAUGGUGUGUUCAUGAGGGUAAGCGAGGUGAAGCCAACGUACCGCAACUCAAUUACGGUGCCCUACAAAGUGUGGUCCAAAUUUGGGAAUACUUUCAGUAAAUAUGCCGAGGAGAUGAAGAAGAUCCAGGAGAAGCAGCGGGAGAAAAGGGCAUCUGAGCUGCAGCAACAAGAGGAGAUGCAGGCGGACGAUGGAGAUGAGGAUUGAUACAGAGAGCAAAAACCAUGCAAGAGUAAUGAAAAUAACAAGAGAAUUAUAAUUAAAAACUCUACUGUAUAAAGAAAGAAAUCUAAAGAUUUAACUGUAAUGGUUUAACUCCAAGGGAGCAUCACCCACAAUAUAAGAAACCUCCACAACCUGACAGUUAUGACAUGUUGUCACUCAUCGCUGGAUGUUACCCCACUUAUCCACCAUUAAUACAGUAACAGGCUGCUAAACAAAGUAAUAACAAUAUAUUUGAACAUUGUUUCCUACUUGACAAACAAUAUUGAACUGAGUGUUUAUUUCCCUUAUUAACAGAAAAAAAAAACUUUUGUACCAGUUAAAAGCUGUUGUAAAAAAAAAAAGAAAAAAAAAGUGUUUGCAAUGUUCAAAUGAAAUUAUUGCCGAGUUCCGAGGAAAGAGCGUUUCCUUUUCAUGUGAGCUAAUGACUUCAGCACAAAUCAGAUAUUUUAAUUUUUGAAGAAAAAAAACCCCAACAACAACCAAAAUUCCAAAACUUUGUUUAAAAGUUGUCACAUGUACAUGCCAUCCUAUUUACCUUUACCUGUGAGUAGAGAUGUGUUUACACAUGAAUCACAUGAGGGCUAGGCCUGCUUCGGAAAAAAAACUGGUUAGAUGUCAUGCAGUAUAAAAGGAACAUCUAGGCAUUUUUCAUGAAAUGAAAUAAGUGCUCUGUUUGUUGUGCAAUAUGCAUUGCAUAAAAAAAAAAUCUAUCGAAGUGGUCAGUGGAUCUCGACAUGAUGACAUUUGCCAGAGGCAUUCAAAGAAAUCUUAAUAUUGUAAUUAUUUUUCAUUUGAAAUUGUUGCCAUGCAGAUGGUUAUAUUAUAGACUACCUUUGUGUCUCGUUGUUAAUGCAAUGUGUUCAUUUUAAAGGUACUAAAUGUGUAUUCGAUAGAGGAAAUGCAGUGACAACAUGUAGCAAAUGGCCUGAAUUGCAGAUUAAUUAACAAGACAAACACCCUCCAACAUAGUGUGCUGAUUAGCUUUAGUGGUCUGAUGAGGAGAGAAAAAAAAAAGAGAAGUAAAAUGAAGCAGAGCAUUGUUGGUUAGUCCAUCGGAAACCGAGAAACAUUUUGUGAUCUUGUUCAGUCGUAAAAAUCCAAAUGGUGCCAAGGAGUGCUGUUGCUGCAUGUUAAUCUGCACUAAGAUAGAUUUCGUUGGUCUCCCAAAAUAUUGGCUCAAGGACCCUUCCAUAUGUAUCUUUAUCUGCCUAUAGUGUACGGAUCUCAAGUUUGAGUACAGAGUGAUUUCCAUCCAAAGGCUUGGUGUAGUUGUAGUGGAAGUUGUUUCAGAGCGCGAUUGUAAAAACAAAAGAAAAAAGAAAAAAAAAGAGUGACCUUGCAAACUGUAAUCAAAAUAUCAGCAUCACACCGAGGAGGGCCGCUGUGGAGCACACCUGAGGUGAAGACGGUUCAGUUUCACCUGUUGGCGGAGCUUCUCGGCCGUGCAUCUACGGACGUGCCCAUCCCCACAAGUUUAAGAUGUGGACUUUGGAUACGUGCUCAUAGCUCUACUUCUAGAUUUGUAGGCCCAAAUAUCAAACUGGGGAUGAUGAGAUUCAGUUUUGGUCUAAUUGUAAAUAUUUGGGCUGCCACACGGAAAACAACUGGUUCUAUUCCAGUUCAGUCGCAUCUCAUAGAUGUGUGAUAGCAGUUUUAUAAACUCUGUCAGUAAACUCCAGAGAAACUGGCAACAAUCAGAUAAUGUCAGAUUUACCUCAGCAUUGAAUUAAAUGAUUGCUCCCAUGUUUAGAUUGACUGGAAACCAGCAAACUAGACUGUCCUUGACCACCUAUUUUUGGAGCCUCUGGUAUAGCCUAAACAAUACCUGAUUGGGAGCAUCCUCUUCAGCAUAUAAACAACCUGGUGCCUUACACACUCCGCAUGCUUACACGCUGGCCUGGUGCUUUGGAUCGCAGUUUGGCUUCUUUUUUUGUUAUCGUUCCGUCUUUCUUUCUUCCAUUCUUGUAUCUCAGCCCCCUUGUGUGCUACCGCACAACUCGUGGUGCUAAAAGGGUUUGUUACAAACUCUUGAGAAAGAAAAAAAAAUGGGAGCAGAAUUCUUAACUUUUUUCUGCUACCUUCCUCCCUUCCUUCCUUCCUUCCUUGCUUCCUUUCCCUUCCCUUCCCUAAUUCUAUUGCCUUCCCCCGGUUCCCCAGCCAUCCAGGUAUCGGCCUACAUGUAAACAUGGAAGGGGGUGGUCACCUAGACGCAAGAUGAUGCAGAAGAGUUGGCUCUUCACUAGCCAAGCACAUUAGCAGGGAGAGCAGGGGCUAUUUGGGAACAUCAGUAGUGGCCUGAAAUGAUCAGAAUUUUUUUUUGUCAGCAAGCCCCCUUUGAAAUGCUCGUACUAUGGCUUGGGUAGUUCUGUGUAAGUUGUAAGUCGCUCAAUUAAUGGGGAGCAGCAAGCAUGUCUUGUUUUGUGUUUUGUUUUACAUAGUUUUACCUUUUCAGCAUUAUUCCACAUUAUUUGUAAUUUUGGAAUGUUUUCGCCCACAAAAAAUAUAUCUAUUUUUUCUGUGCAACAUUUCAUCACUGUGUGCAAUAUCGUAUGUGCCAAUGGUGGCAAUAUAUGUAUAUCAAUUAAAUAUAUGAUUACUAUUUGAAAGCAUGUGGCUGAAUUCCAUGUUUAUUUCUCAUGAAGGAGUUGUAUGCCUUUAUUUGCACUCGAAAAGCUCCAUCCUAGAGGAAAAAAUAGUAAACCAAGGUCUUAGCAGCCUGUUGGGUCAAGGAGUUCACAUAAGUACUUUAACUUGAAAUAAAACAAUGUCACUGCAAUUAUGUCUCUCUUUAGGAAAAUGGCUUCUGGGUUGUUGAAGGUAAACCCACAACGGUGUUUUUGUGAAAAGGAAAAACUUAAAACAGUGAAAUCUCCAUUUUAGCUUUAAGCUAAGAAAAGGUGCUUCAGUCCAAUCCUCAUUAAGAUGUUUGGUGAACUGUUUUCAGUGGUUGUUGUGUGUAGCACUUUGCUUUCCCAGGUUAAUGAAAUGCCUGACCAAUACUUGUUUAAAAAUGAUCUGAACAAAGAAUGUCGUUCUCUCUUAUGUUGGUUCUUUUUUCUUUUUCUUUUUUUUUCUUUUUUUUAAAGAGAGUAUUUGAUUUGCUCAUUUGGUUUUGAUGCAUUAAAUAUAAUUUAUGUACAUUUGACAAAUUUUAAAAAUAAAUUUAAUUUACCCAUGAGGGAAAAUCUACUUUCAAAAUGUAUGUGUUUUUUUUUUGUUUCAUCUCUUCCCAAAAUGUCUACGACUCACUGCUGAAGAGUGUUUCGUUUUGAUGUAGUGUUUUCCACCAUGUCUGACUCUACAUUUGCAAUGAUACUAAUUACUAAAGCUUAAUUUUACAGCCUUUUAAGAUGCAAACUUGCGAUGACAAGUACCCGACGACUCAUUUCUUCUUAGACAUUUCUACAUUAGCACUGUAUGUAUAAUACCAGGCUGUAAAAUAAAGCAUUACUUUGUUCUCUAA
Larimichthys crocea (large yellow croaker) is the source of this 4638-nucleotide messenger RNA. It is a transcript of the gene puraa, whose product is annotated as purine-rich element binding protein Aa. The coding region runs from base 300 to 1157 and encodes 285 amino acids. Gene Ontology annotation, biological process: regulation of transcription by RNA polymerase II. Gene Ontology annotation, molecular function: purine-rich negative regulatory element binding; DNA-binding transcription factor activity, RNA polymerase II-specific; RNA polymerase II transcription regulatory region sequence-specific DNA binding. NCBI's taxonomy places the organism in Eukaryota, Metazoa, Chordata, Actinopteri, Sciaenidae. Gene Ontology annotation, cellular component: nucleus. The transcript has 2 exons. The record is from RefSeq and is a predicted model, not a curated record.